AUGAGGAGAAAUGAGGAAGACUGUGUAGGAGCAAUAUUCUCAAGAAUGUGCCUUCAUUAUUUUGAUUGGUCAUGUAAAUCACUUUUUCAGGUCGAACUAAAACUGUUAGCCACUCAAAACUCUUUUCAUUUUUUUGAUCGAGCUUUGAUUCCUAUUGAAAUAUACGAGGACAAAGAUGAAUGGCAAACGUGGAAUGUAAUCGGAGAUCCUGUACUUCAUAUAGAGUUACGAAAAUGGGCGGAUGUAUUUCUGAUUGCUCCACUAGAUGCUAACACAAUGGCAAAACUUUCACAGGGAAUUUGUGAUAAUUUAUUGACAUGCGUGGCGAGAGCAUGGGACUUGACAAAACCAAUUUUUUAUUGUCCUGCCAUGAAUACCCACAUGUGGCAACAUCCGUUAACUGACGAACAAAAUAAAAAACUUGAGUGUUUAAACUACAAACAAAUUCCGCCCAUUUCCAAGACGCUAGCGUGCGGAGAUACAGGAAUGGGUGCAAUGGCUGAUGUUUCAACCAUUGUUUCCACUGUUCGAAGUUUUAUUGACUCGCGCAUUCUUGAACAGAAAAAUGAGAUCAAAGACACCUGAUUGAUUGAGAGAAAAAUUUGUUCUGUCGCCAUUGUACUUUGGUUUCUACAUUUUCAUCUGAUAUACGUCCACUGUCGUCAAUCCUACGUUGAUAGGGACCAUAUUCUUAUAUUCCGCUAUGCCAGGUUGAUUUCUUUUGAAAAUGAAAUCGUUUUCAAAAGAAAUCACCCUGACAAAAGGCAGAAGAUAUGAAUAUUGUUCCUUUCAAUUAACAUUCGAUUUUACCCCCAAUUUAUACUUCUGCUAUGGGAACGUAUUCAUACAAGUUGAAACGAAAAGCAAAGUGCUAUGGGAACGUAUUCAUACAAGUUGAAACGAAAAGCAAAGUGCUAUGGGAACGUAUUCAUACAAGUUGAAACGAAAAGCAAAGUGCUAUGGGAACGUAUUCAUACAAGUUGAAACGAAAAGCAGAGUGCUAUGGGAACGUAUUCAUACAAGUUGAAACGAAAAGCAGAGUGCUUUGGGAACGUAUUCAUACAAGUUGAAACGAAAAGCAGAGUGCUUUGGGAAACAAGCAUUUAAUAUACUCUUUAUUUAUAUAAGACUCUUCGUCGAUAAAAGACAAAAUUUUACCUUUGCUUAAAUCGUUUUCAGUACUUAAAGGAGAUACGUGCCUUGGCGAUUACAAAACUUCGCUGGCAAGAACUCUUCAUGGAAAUAAUCAGACAAUCUCCAAACUACAACUGAGUUAUACAAAAUUAGUAAAUAUAAAUAUACGUUGACAUUGCUUAUAAAACUCAUGGGUAACUCGUUAA
Xenia sp. Carnegie-2017 is the source of this 1340-nucleotide messenger RNA. RefSeq names its product probable phosphopantothenoylcysteine decarboxylase. The record is from RefSeq and is a predicted model, not a curated record. Bases 1 to 585 code for a protein of 194 amino acids. Gene Ontology annotation, cellular component: phosphopantothenoylcysteine decarboxylase complex. Gene Ontology annotation, molecular function: phosphopantothenoylcysteine decarboxylase activity; FMN binding. Lineage: Eukaryota; Metazoa; Cnidaria; Anthozoa; Malacalcyonacea; Xeniidae. The transcript has 5 exons. Gene Ontology annotation, biological process: coenzyme A biosynthetic process.